Molecule: messenger RNA, 429 nt
Organism: Arabis nemorensis
Lineage: Eukaryota; Viridiplantae; Streptophyta; Magnoliopsida; Brassicales; Brassicaceae
Source: the annotation of a GenBank genome assembly
AUGAUAGAUCGGACAUGUAAAGAGACACCAGAUUUCAAUCUUUGUGUCUCUCUUCUUAACUCCGAUCCACGUGGCUCCUCCGCGGACACUUCUGGUCUUGCUCUUAUCCUUGUCGACAAAAUCAAGGUGCUGGCGAUAAAAACUUUGAACGAAAUCAACGGUCUACAUAAAAUCAGACCGGAAUUGAAACAUGCAUUAGGAGAAUGUAGUCGGAAAUACAAAACGAUCUUACAGGCAGAUGUUCCCGAAGCCAUUGAAGCUCUCACUAAAGGAGUACCUAAAUUCGCCGAAGACGGUGUGAUCGAUGCCGGUGUCGAAGCUUCUGCAUGUGAAGAAGGGUUUAAAGGAAAAUCUCCAUUGACUAGUCUAACCAAAUCAAUGCAAAAAAUCUCUAGUGUGACUAGAGCCAUCGUGAGAAUGUUGCUUUGA